UGCAGCUCGAGAACGCUCGAGAACCUUCGACGACCACUUUUUAUUUAUAAACCGUGCAAGCUUGGCCGAUCCACUCGUCGAAUUCCUCGAAUCGUUUCUCUUCGUCACGGACGUUACUCCUCCAACUACUCCCCCGAAACGUCGUUCGUCCCUCGCGAAACUCUGGAGAAGGAAAAGGGUGUCCUUGUAAACCGAACGUUUCGCCGUUUCGUGUCACGUAGCCGUAUAACAAAGUUUUCGAGGGCCGUGGAAGCGUGGAAACAGGCGGCGCGACGCAUCGUAGUUACUCGGCGAUUUCACGAAGCCGGACAAUGGCGCGAUAUAAGCCGGAAGAAGGUGGCUCGUCGGAUGGGAUAAAGAAAGAUGGAAAGAGAGGUGGGUGGAGGUAGAGAGAGCGCGGGAGAGAGAGAGAGGCCGGCAGAUUUAUUUAAGUCCCUCGCCGUCGGGUUGACAAGAGUAGACUCGCGUAAACAUACUCGUUUCUCCUUGUUCCGCCGUGGCCGUUUGUCGAGGCUUGGCGGGGGGAACAGCGGCGGGAUCGUUUCACGAUAGUUUCUCGGCGGGUGGGGCGAAAGGCGUCGUCGCGCUCGUGGGCAAGUUCGAUUCGAAAGGACGCCCGCGCGCCAAACGCCCGGCCAAUCCCGCGCCACGUACCGUCCCACGUGACACGCCCGUAGGGUAGUGCGAGGCGGCCCGAUUGGACGGUUCCGUAAGAACCACGUCCUACGCCCAGGUGGUGGGGGUAGACGUUGCUUUCGGUUUUCCUCGCCAGAGGGGGAACUGGGACGGAGCGGAGUGGAAGGCCGCUGAAGUGGUGUGAGUGGUGGCGAGUCAGUCGCAGACUGGAGUGCCCUGUGAGAGCAGGGGACGGACCGAACGAACGAACGAACGAACUAACUCUAUAACUAAUCGCUCGUGACGCUUCGUCGUCUGUCCGAAUGUCCGUCCCAUCGCGCCGCUACAACGUUCCUCUAUUCCUGUUCUCUUUUCCCUCACGGUGACGCGAAACCCAAAAGUGUGACGUGUUUGCGCUCCGCGUUCUUCGACCCCCGAGAUUUCUCAUCGAGUGCGAAUUUUUCAACUACGAAACCGUGCGCCCAUCCACCGAACGUCCUUUUCUCGUGCCAUUGACUGGAUUCAUCUGUGUGUGAACACUAUUAUUUCGGGGACAUUCUCGAGUUUGGAUAUUCUCGAGUCUGGAUAUCGAGCUGGCACGUCCUCCCGACGACCGAGCACCACGGCAAAUACAAGAUUCGACAUGUGGUCGUCGGUCGAAUUCUUCGGUCACGACUCAAAGACACCCUGAUGGCAAUCACGAACGUUCGCGUUAUAUCGCGAUCAUUCGCUCGACUCGUUGUUAGUUUCGUGUUGUCGACAGUAGUAGUACUGACUUAGUGAGAGAGUGCAGUGCGUGCAGGUGCGAUUGUGACCCAAUUUUCCGAACAGACAUUGAGACAACGUAACGAAAAGAAAAAAAAAAAACUGUUCGUCGAAACCGGCCGAGAUGUCAGCGUACGCGCAGUUCGGAUACUCGUAUCCGUCGGCGUCCCAGCUGCUGGUGAGCGGCGGGCAGCCAACAACGGCGACGUCGCCGGCGAUGUCGUCGGGGGGCGCCCUGAGCCCUGGCGCCCUCUCACCGUCGUCCACGGCGACGACGACCGGCGCCGCGGCGGCAGCCGCCUCCGGCGGGGCGAGCACCCCUGUGGCGGGUGCCACGGGGCCCGGCUGCUGCGAGAACGGCAGGCCCAUGAUGACCGACCCAGUCACCGGCCAAUCUGUGUGCAGUUGUCAGUACGACAGCGCGGCAAGGCUCGCCUUGGGAGCGUAUCCGAGGCUAGCGCCGACCGCCACCUCCUACUCGUCGUAUCCCACGCCGACACCCUCCACCACUGACCAAGGACCCUAUCCCAGCAUUGGGAUGGACAGCUCCGCGUUCUACCCUCCUCUGGGAAAUCCGUACGGAUUGAAGGACACGACGGGAAUGGGGAUGACGGCGGAUAUGGGUGCAGCAUGGGGCACGGCCGCCCUUCAACCUGCCGCCACGGGUUACUACCCCUACGAUCCAACCCUGGCCGCCUACGGAUACGGCGCCGGAUACGAUUUGGCAGCGCGGCGGAAGAACGCGACGAGGGAGUCGACGGCCACGCUGAAGGCAUGGCUGAACGAGCACAAGAAGAAUCCUUAUCCGACCAAGGGCGAGAAGAUCAUGCUUGCGAUCAUCACGAAGAUGACACUGACGCAGGUAUCCACUUGGUUCGCGAACGCGCGGCGGCGUCUGAAAAAAGAGAACAAGAUGACCUGGGAGCCGAAAAACAAAACCGACGAUGACGAUGACGCGGUUCUCACGGACUCGGAGGACAACAAGGAGAAGGACGAUCUCGCGGGUGACAAUCAAGGCGACAGAGUCGGGGAGGAGGCGAGGAGAGGCCUCGAGGAAAAUGAGCCGAUGAGGCACGUGAAAGCGGAGCACUUGCAGCACGACAAGGACCUGGACGAGGAGGACGACCUCGAUCUCGAGGAGGAUCCCCGGCGGGGCGAGCAUCCGUUCCACCACGCGAUGCAGCACCACCACCACCACCACCAAGCGUACCCCGGCGAGGACCACCUCAAGGACGAGGGGAUCGUGAAAACGGACUGCAGCGCGGCAGGCGUGCCGAUACCCGCGACCAAGCCGAAAAUCUGGUCGCUGGCCGACACGGCCGCGUGCAAGACGCCCCCGCCCCCCACCCACCCCCAUCACCAGCAGUACCACCACCUCCACCACCACCAGCAGCACUACGGCCAGCAGCAGCAGCAGCAGCAGCAGCAGCACCAGCACCACCACAUGCCCAGCCAAGGCCACCACCAUCACUCGCAGCAGCCUUGGCUGGGCGGCGCGGGGGGCGGGGGUAACCUGAGCUCGUUCGCGCUUCCGUCCUCGGCGUCGAUGAGCCCGUCCGCAGCCGCGACAGCGCCUUACUCGAGCGCCGCCACGAGGUACGGCGGCUUCCUCUCGUCCUCGUCAGGCGGCCAACUCCACUACAACCCGAACUCGUCGUCCGGCUCGAGUUCCUCGGCGUCCUCCUCGGCGGCUGCGGGGUUUCCCGAGGUUGGUACGGACACCCCACCCCAGACACCGCCCAACAUGAAGGUGGCUACACCGAAUGGAGUGAUCCAGGCACCAACGGCCGGUUACUGCACCGGGAACGGGAACGGGAACGCGGCCAGCAACGGUAAUCCAAAUCCGUACGGGCAGAGCCAUCCGGCGGCCGCCGGCUAUCUGUCGACCAGUUCCGGCUCGGCAAGCAGCGGCUCCUCGUUCAGCUCGAGGCUGCAGGCGUCCCCGCACAAGGACUACUCGCCCGCGGGCCAGAAUUCUAUUCUGCACCAGCACCAGACCACUGCCAGCUUACCGCCCACGGAGGCCACCACCGCGUUCAAACCGUUCUACAAGGGCUCGCAGUCCAUGGGUAGCGGAUUCGUGUCGCCGGUCUAAGCAACUCGAUGGAUCGAUUCUGGAUCAACGGUCGGAUUCCUCCAGGAUUUAAGAAAAGGGCGCAAGGACUGUAAAUACGCUCCGCAGAGAGAGAGAGAGAGAGGGGGGGAUUCUUCAGGAUUUACUAUCGCGAUUUCUGCACCAGAAGGAGAGAGAGGAAAAAGUAACUAGGAAAAAGAAUUAGCGAGGGUGCAAGGAAAAAAAAAAUAUAUAUAUAUAAAUAUACACUCUAAGAGGAGAAAGAAAUGGAAGCCGGUAGUAUCGUCCUUGAGAUACAUAAAUCGUGACGUGAGGGCACGGAAAGACGAAUGGGGAAUGCGAGUGGACGCGCAUGCGCGCCAGAGUUGGCUCAGAGGAGAUUUAGGAAUUAAGGGAAUUACGUCGAAGCUGCUUACGCACGAGUACGUAGAGGAAGAAGAUUCCACGAGAGAGAGAGAGAAAGAUAAAUCUCGAGGAAGAGAAGAAUCGCCUAUAAUUUUUCGAACGAAAGAGACUGGUCGAGCAAUUUCGAAAAGAUCGUCCAUGUUUAAUCCUGGAGAGAGAGAGGGGAGGGUUUCCUUAGUCAACCAAUCCUUCGAUUCGUCGUCCCUGUAAAUAACGAGCUCACGUGAGACAUCUUGCGGAUGAUUCGAGACCUAAAAGGGAUCGGUAAGAAACCGUAAUAAUGCAACGUAGGUCGUUUUGUACAUAUAUUAUAUAAAUUUCUUCGAAUGGAUGGAGGAACGAGAGAUUUUAUGCAGAAUUAUUUUCUCGCCCCGUUCCAUCCGUAAUCUGUUCGGUCUCGCGGAUCUUGCCGAUAUCCACCAGCCAAGACCCGCAAAAUCAUACGGGCAACGUGCAAAAUAACAGCCAUUUUCAGCUCUGAAUCGCGAACGAGCGAGCCCUGAUGCGAUCGUGGAUGACAGUUCCAUUACGCGGUAUUUAUUCGUUAUAAGGGUAAGAAUUCUUUUUCGAAUAAUCCUGUUGAAGUAAAUAUUUUCCUUUAAAUAUUUAAACGUUUUCGAUUCCUCCUUUCUUUUUUUUUAUUGGCGAAGAUAAAACGAAAAUAGAAUUUCAAGCUUCUACCUCUUUUCGUGUUAUUAGGAAACGGUUCUUUUUAUUAUUCCUUUAAAAAUUGUAUUUCUCACUAAAAAAGGAAAAAACAGAAACACGGUUAUGUAUAUACGCGUUUAUUACUAGUGGCGCCCUCUUUAGCAUCACGGAUAUAUACGAUAUCUGUUAUUAAUACACUCGUGAGAAAAAUCUUUAUUCGAUUUUCAAAAAUCAAUGGAGACAGUGUCGGAUAGCGUUUAAGUGGACGUUUCUGUGCUCUUUUAUAACGAAUACAUACAGUGUUGGACAAAGUAGCUCUCGAUAUGUUUCGGCCAACUCGCGUGUCCGGGUCCUUUUGUCCUAUCGAGGAUUGGUCACAGCGUCUUGGAGGAGGGGGGAGAAGGAAGGAAGGAGAAGAAGGCGGAUCGCACAGGCGCUACUCUAACCUCAACUUACCAGAGUAACUCUUCGAUUGAAAUUAUUCUCGUGUAUUCUGCUGUUUGAAAAAAUAAAUGAUGGUGGCUAUAGCUGGGCCUGAGUGAGAAACGGAUCUUUGGAAAAUUUGUCAAGUCCACUGUAUAAAAAAAAAAAACUGAUUCAAAAUUAUGAUUGCAAUAUAUAUAUAUAUAUAUAGAUGGAAAUAUAUGGAGUGACGAACCACCGAGUGAAACCACGAGAGUGAUCAAUUUUCCUUCCUCCCGCUGUUACUCCGUUCCAUACGCUAUUCGAAGCUCUGUAAUCUUUUUCUCCGUUUCUGGAAAUACCGCUCGAGUUUCGUCUCUCGAACCGUGUAUAACCGACCGAUGUUCGUCACUCCUUGGACGUUUCAUCCACCGUGGAUGAUUGUUAUAUAUGGUGCAGCGAAGAGAAAUGGUUAAUUAAUAAUAAACUAAUUAAGUGUAAAAAGAAAAGAAAAAAAAAAAAAAUUCGUCCUUUUUCCGCGACGGGCAUCGUGCACACUCCCAAUAUGGACUUCCGGCGGUCUCCUGCAACACGCGCAUGCGCCACGAGACCUCGACGAUAACAACGUGUUCCGCUUUAAUUAGCAUCGUGUUUCAUUUUUUUUUCAACCCAACUCUGUGCAAUAUAUAUCUUUUUUUUUUUUUUUUUUCAAUUUUUUUUUUUAUAGGUCAUGCGCUCGUCGAUUGUUCACGUUUCUCGUGACCACGUGGAAAAUUGAACGUUUCUUCGAUCUAUCGCGAAAAUACGUGUGUGUAACGUGUACGUGUGUGUGUGUGUGAAUAAGUCGCGUGUAUUUGUACGUGCAACAAUUUUAAUCUCUUUGUCCUUGGAUCCCUUUGAUUGGAUUAAAUUUCCUGGUUUUUGACGAUAGGAAAUAUUUGGUGCCCGAAGAUUAAAUGGAAAUUUUUCAAAAGGGUGGAGGGGAAAAAAAACCUUUUGACCCCGCGGUUUCAGAGAGAAACGAAGGUGCACGGUGCUCGAGAUUGUUAAUAUUUUUUUAUAUCGUACGUGUAUAUCGUAUAUAAAUCGUGUCCCUCCUUUCGAUAUUAUUAUCAUUAUUAUUAUUAUUAUUAUUAUUACUAUUAUUAUUGGUAUGGUAGAAUUGUUUCUCAAUUUCUUUUCGAACGAGCCAGAAUGUGGAGUAUUGAAGGAAAGGAAUUUUAUUAUAGGAAGAGGAGAGAAAAGAAAAAGAACUAAUUGUAGAAAUCAUUUUGUACUUGACAUGUGUAAGUGAGUGUGCGAGCGAGCGAGCGAGAGAGAGAGAGAGAGAGAGAGAGAGAGAGAGAGAGAGAGAGAGAAAGGAAGAAUUGAAGGAGAUACGAGAGAGGAGCAGCGCGAUAGAAGAAAUUGUACAUUGUUUUGUAAAGAGUACAUUUAUUUAUAUCUGUGAUAAUGGGCAAGGUUAAGUAGAAAAGGGAAGAGAGAAACGUGGUUGAGAGAAUGCGAGAAAGAGAGGAAGAAUGGAGAAUAAUAUACAUAUAUAUGGACGAAAAAAAAAAUAUAUAUAUAUAUAUACAAAAACGGAGGCGAGGAGGAAACACUUCUUUAUUGGUAUUGAUAUAAUACUAGGGACGAAGAUGGUCGGUGCUCGUGCAUUCGUUGACACGUAUGUAAUAAAUAAUAUCGUAAUAGACUAAUUAAAUAAUAGAGACUCAAUCAUCGAUGAUUUCUUUUUUUUUUUUGUAAAUAAUCAGCGUAGCCCAGGGGGAUUAUCGUCGAUUCGAGGGUCGAGUGUGUGGAAUCGAUGUGCGAGGAGAUAUAAAAAUGAAAAAAAAAAAAAAAAAAAAGAAAAAAAAAGAAAAAA
Messenger RNA from Apis mellifera (honey bee), 6773 nucleotides. RefSeq names its product homeobox protein caupolican. Bases 1505 to 3475 code for a protein of 656 amino acids. Gene Ontology annotation, molecular function: DNA-binding transcription factor activity, RNA polymerase II-specific; RNA polymerase II cis-regulatory region sequence-specific DNA binding. The record is from RefSeq and is a predicted model, not a curated record. Gene Ontology annotation, biological process: regulation of transcription by RNA polymerase II; cell development; neuron differentiation. The transcript is spliced from 7 exons. Gene Ontology annotation, cellular component: nucleus. NCBI's taxonomy places the organism in Eukaryota, Metazoa, Arthropoda, Insecta, Hymenoptera, Apidae.